This is a messenger RNA of Frankliniella occidentalis (western flower thrips), 735 nucleotides long. RefSeq lists its product as uncharacterized. The record is from RefSeq and is a predicted model, not a curated record. The transcript has 3 exons. Bases 183 to 653 code for a protein of 156 amino acids. NCBI's taxonomy places the organism in Eukaryota, Metazoa, Arthropoda, Insecta, Thysanoptera, Thripidae.
GGGAGGGGGUUUAACCGCCACUUGCUUUGCUUUGGUUAGGGGUGAGGUUUCCUCCCUUAUUAAAGUCCAGCUUAUUUGGCCGUCCUGUGGUUAUUUAAUGUGAUUGUGUGUGUUGUCAUGGGCUCUUUCAUUGGCAAUUAUAGUCUAUAUUUCGUGUGCACUUCUUCUACUGCCUGACGGAGAUGUCCAAGAGGAAAAGAGAUGUGGCGUUUCUGAAACCAGCCGAACCAGCCUUCAUAGCGCGUAUGAAAGAACAAGCAGGCUACAAAGAGGGCCCUUCUGUCGAUACUAAGAGGGAAGCUUUGGCAUUUGAUGACGAAGAUAGUGAUGAUCAUGAUGACGAACAGCCUCAAGUAGUUGUUUUGAACGAAGGAGACCUCACUGCGGAGGAGGUAUCAAAAGCUAUACAAGAGAAGGAAGAAGGGCCUGCUGACUUAAGUCAACGAGUCGUUUUCUGUAAACCAGAAAAGGCUAAAAAGAAUUCACAGGAGCCUACAGAGGUGCCCCAGGAAAACUCAAAAGAAGCAAAGAAAAGCAAGGCGGAAGGAAAGCCAGACAAACUCAAGAACAAAUCAAAAUCCGAAGUUUCUAAGAAGGUCAAGUCAAAAUCAGUUCUUUCUUUCAAUGAAGACGAUGAAAUUGAGGAUUCGUAAAAGUUUCCAUGAGAACUAAAUUUUUUCAGUAUUGAAAUAGAAUUUUUGUUGUUAAACCUACAAUGAAUGCAAAUGAGGAUUA